GUCCAAACAGCCCAGAAAUUAGGAAAGAGGCCCAUUUCGUCUUCAUAUCGGUCCCCUCUCUCUCUCCCUCUCGUCUCGGAUUCACGGCACACUCAAGACUCAAAAGGAUGAGAUGACAUGACUGUCCUAAAGAGGUAUGUGCUGAGGCUGUUCAUAUCAUUGAAGUACGUCACGGCGAAUGUCGUGGACCGGAAUGACGGGCGGAUUGUGGCCACAGCAUCGACGGUUGAGCACUCCAUCAAAAACUCUCUGGAGUGUGGCAGGUCUUGCAAUGCUAAGGCCGCAGGUGUCAUCGGAGAGGUGUUGGCUAUGCGACUCAAGGUGGAAGGUCUUGAGCAGGGACUCGGGAGAGGCAUUCAUGUUGACAUGAACAAGGAGAUAGAGAAGAAAGGAUUCAAGAACAGAACAAAGAUCUGGGCGAUUGUCAAUGCUCUAAAAAACAAUGGCGUCAAACUCAUCCUUGAUGAGAAAGAGGACGAUCCUCUUCGGCGUAGUUAUUAGACGGUUCCUUCCUUUUCACUUUCAUCUUGCUGAAUGCAGUGAAACCGAAAGAUGAUUUGUACGAGACUACAAUGACCUGUACAAGAUGUACGUCUUUGGCCUCGAAUGAGCCCGUGCUGGAACGUUGCUCCUUCGGCUCUCGAGUAUGCUGUGCUGAAUUUGGGCCAUCUUUCUCCUCUGUGCCCACAGUAUUGGCUCCUGGGCUGCAAACUCGACUAAAGGACUAUCGAAGCAUUUUAAGAUGUGUUCAUUUACGAUGCCCGGAUCAAUCACCAA
Messenger RNA from Syzygium oleosum, 777 nucleotides. RefSeq lists its product as uncharacterized. Gene Ontology annotation, molecular function: 5S rRNA binding; structural constituent of ribosome. Gene Ontology annotation, biological process: translation. The transcript has 2 exons. NCBI's taxonomy places the organism in Eukaryota, Viridiplantae, Streptophyta, Magnoliopsida, Myrtales, Myrtaceae. Gene Ontology annotation, cellular component: ribosome. Bases 118 to 501 code for a protein of 127 amino acids. The record is from RefSeq and is a predicted model, not a curated record.